Messenger RNA from Daucus carota subsp. sativus, 1501 nucleotides. Its product is annotated as F-box/FBD/LRR-repeat protein At2g26030-like. The record is from RefSeq and is a predicted model, not a curated record. The coding region runs from base 110 to 1258 and encodes 382 amino acids. The transcript is spliced from 3 exons. Lineage: Eukaryota; Viridiplantae; Streptophyta; Magnoliopsida; Apiales; Apiaceae. Gene Ontology annotation, molecular function: protein binding.
UCAUGAGAUUCUCAAAAUAAUUCGCUUUUCGAGAGAAACACCUCUGUUUACGAUUCACACUUCAAAUUCAAACUAUCCCUUCUGUUUAAGCCUAGGUUUUCCCAAGAAUAUGAGCACCCAGAUUAUUCACCGAAACAUGGGCCAAGUCAUCCAAGAAGAAGAAGAAGAAGAUAGAAUCAGCAGAUUGCCUGAUGAACUGCUCUCUCACAUCCUCUCCUACCUCGAUUCUGAUGCCGCUGUACAGACCUCCGUCCUUUCAAAACGAUGGGUAAAUCUAUGGACUACUCUCCCCUCUCUCUUAUUCAAAACCAACACCCAAUAUUUUAAUUCCGAUAACUAUGAUCUCGGUUGCAAAUUUAUCACUAAUUUUCUCAAUUCUCGAAACCAAGAUACUGUUCUUUCCACUAUUAAGGUCCAUUGCAUUAAAAGCAAUGAUGAAUGCAUUUCAGCAUUGUGUUUAGACUAUGCACUUGCGAACAAUGUUGAGAAUUUACGCUUGUGCGGCGGAAAAUUCAGGGAUGCCAUUUGUCUUGAGUCUGAUUCCCUUAAAACAUUGCAUCUUACUUGGUGUGGGAAAUUUCAGCCAAUUGAUGAUUGGGUGUUGCCCUCUUUGAAUUCCUUGUAUCUUCGGCAUGUUUGGUUUGGGGAUCACGUUUCGGGGUUUGAGAACUUGAAGGAAUUAACUCUGUCGGGAUGCUCUGAAUGUUGGUGGAAUUUUGAGGGGGAUUUUACUAUAAACUGUGUAAAUCUCGAACGGCUUGCCUUGGGCCCUGAUAUCUCACAUUGUGAUAUGGCUGUUUUUGCGCCAAAGCUAUCGUACUUUGAAUUUCGUUCUGGUCAUGUACCACAGUUCUCUGCGGGGGAUGGAUUCCCUUGUAUAAAAGAAGUGGAUAUUGAUAUUGAACUUAGGAAUGAUGAUUUCGGGGGUUUAUCAGAAGACGAUGAGUACAGGAUGGCGUCUGCUAUGCCAAAUUUUAUUUCUAUGUUAGAUGCAGUCAGGGAAACUCCGGUUCUCAAACUUUCAAGUGAAACAAUUCAGUUUCUUCGCAGGGUUCCAGAUCUUUCAGAAUAUCAGCCGUCUCCAUUAUGCAACCUCAAGUUUCUCUACCUGCAAGGCCUUGAUGAAAUUCCCUCCAGGUCCACUGAUUAUGUCAUUAACUACUUGCUCAGUAAUUCCCCUCAUGCUGAGAUUCUCAAAGGUAAUCUUGGACGGAAUCAGAAAUUUGUGAGGAUUGAUCACUAUAUCACAGACUUGUAAGGAUGGUCGCCUUAUCACGUCUCAGUGAUAUGCCAUUGCCAUGAAAAAUGCUAGCACCAAUGAAUUACCAGAAGUGCAGAACUAUCUGGCUGAUUGUAUAUCUUUUAUCUCUAAGAACCUUUUUAUGGAUAUCUCAGAAGGCUUUGUUUUGUUCUUUUCUAUUACAGGUUGUCAAUCAAAACGAAUUACUAGAUGUUUUAUUGUUUAAGUGUGAUCCACAGAGCAUACAUCUCCUUCGCACGA